AUGGUUCACAAUCAAGUUUGCCCGAACUGCUUCGUGAAGGAUAGCUGCAGGAUCGCUGACAAGAUUGCAAUCUGGGUUGUCAGGCUUUAUACAGCUUUCUCAGUCACGGGCUCACCGCAGCCGAAGCCGAAGCGGGCCAAGAUAUUGUAUAGAUGGAAUGGCUGGUUGAACAGCACAGCGCAGCUGCCAGUGCCAUGCUGCUCGUCUGACGAAGUGCGAAAGUGGAGGAUCAUCAUCCAGGAUGGGUUGGUGGAGGGUAGGAGGGAUCAUCCCGGGAUAUAUAGGCCAAGAGGCGAUGGCAGAAUAAUGCCGCUCACAACUGCGGCUCCUGCGGCGUACUUUAUCGUAUUUCGAGACCAUCUCCAUCAUAACGUGGCUGGUUUUGGUCGAAGAACUCAUGUAAGAGCCUCCCGCGUGACACAUAGACGUGCCCUGUUCCUGAUGCGGGAUCCCGAGGAGGCAGGUUGGUCCCAUGCCAAUGCUGAAAUAUGUGGACAGCCCGACGCAUCGGCGCAGCGCAGGCAGGGACUGGAGGAUGAACAACAAGAACUUGGCUUGGCUUGGCUUGGCUUGGCUCAAAAUGUGGAGACACUGGGGAAGCGGUUUCAUCCCCGAGAACCUUAUCCCCGUGACUCGGUUCGUCCCGUCUCCUUCCCGAUGAAUAAUCUGUCUCUUUGGCUCAUCACCAACUUUGACCUGUUACAAUGCACAGACAGCCCAACAUCGAUGGCCGGCAAGCCUCACUUGAGUAUCGUGGUAUGGAAAGGAGAUCCGGUCGACUUUCCACAGUAUAGGCACACAGCAUUAUGCUUCCGCUUUCCAGACACUCUCACUCCGAUUACCAUCCAUGCCAUCGGGCCGCCUGGCGAGUACGUCUACGAGCUACAAGACUCCCAUGAUCCUGCUCUCGAUCAUGGUAUCGCCGGCGUCGUCAACGUCGGUAUGCUGAGCAUGCUCACGACAAAUUCGCGGCUUGACGGGAUUCUUCGCGCCGUCCCCAUGGAGAACUCGAAUCCUGAGUUCAAUUGCCAGAUCUGGAUUGAGAAGGCUUUGAAAUCGCUCCAAAAUCACCGUCUGUUGACCAGUGAAGCAUACUCGAAAGGCGUAGAUGGUAUGAUGAAUGACCCGGAAAGCAUACGUAUUGCGUGA
Messenger RNA from Pseudocercospora fijiensis CIRAD86, 1149 nucleotides. RefSeq lists its product as uncharacterized. The coding region runs from base 1 to 1149 and encodes 382 amino acids. The transcript is spliced from 10 exons. NCBI's taxonomy places the organism in Eukaryota, Fungi, Ascomycota, Dothideomycetes, Mycosphaerellales, Mycosphaerellaceae. The record is from RefSeq and is a predicted model, not a curated record.